GUUUUCUUUAGAACGCGACGCUGUGUAACGUUUGUGCACUACAUUUGCUAUAUGCUAUAAUAGGCUGUUGGAGAAAGCUCUAGUUAGAUCAUUUUGAUUCAGAUGUCCUAAUUUAUUGAUUGUUAUUUUUUCAACAGUGCAGAAACCAGUAAAACUUCAACCUACCUUUUCAAUCCACUUGUUUUGCAGAGGCUACUAUGGCCACAUCUAAAUUAAUGAGAGCCAUUAGGGUGUCAGAGUUUGGAGCCCCUUCCGUUUUAAAACUCUGCACAGACCUGCCUGUGCCAAAUCCUGGUCAGAAACAGGUUCUGAUUCGAGUCCAUGCAUGUGGUGUAAACCCAGUGGAGACAUACAUCCGCUCUGGAUCCUAUGCUCGAAAACCCAGCUUGCCCUAUACUCCAGGAUCAGAUAUUUCUGGUGUGGUUGAAGCUGUUGGGGAUGGUGUUUGCCUCCUACGGACAGGUGACAGAGUCUUCACCACAGGCACAGUGACGGGAGGAUGCGAGUUUACUGUGGCCUCAGAGGACACUGUUCACAAGCUUCCUGAUUCCCUAGACUACAAACAGGGUGCAGCUAUUGGAGUCCCAUAUUUCACUGCAUACCGGGCGUUAGUUCAAAAGGCUCAUGCCAAAGCAGGAGAGACAGUUCUUAUCCAUGGAGCCAGUGGUGGGGUAGGCAUUGCAGCAUGUCAGAUCGCACGAGCAUUUGGCCUUAAAGUUCUGGGUACAGCAGGGACAUCUGAGGGUAUGCAGCUGGUGCUCAGCAAUGGAGCUCAUCUUGCAUUCAACCACAGAGAAAAAGACUAUUUGGAUAAAAUUAAGAAUGCUACCAGUGGACAAGGCAUGAAUGUGAUCAUUGAGAUGUUGUCCAACGUCAACCUCAGUAAUGAUCUUCAGUUGCUUGACUUUGGUGGCAGAGUUAUUAUUGUUGGCUCUAGAGGCCCUAUUGAAAUCUACCCCAGAGACACCAUGAUGAAAGAGACCAGCAUCAUUGGUGUGGCUUUAUACAAUACAUCUAAUAAGGAAACAACCGAGUGUGCCGCAGCUCUUUUUGCAGGAAUGGAGACAGGCUGGUUGAAACCUGUCAUUGGUCCUGAAUAUACACUUGAUAAAGCAUCCCAGGCUCAUGAAGACAUCAUCAACAGCCCUGGAGCCAGUGGCAAGAUGAUUUUGAUCAUCUGAAAUUAUGCAGGAAGUAAAAAAUCCGAUCCAAUGCAACAUAAAUAAACUGUCAUUGCAUUAAAGGGAGUGUCUUAUUUUGUGUUCACAGAAGAAAGAAACUCAUACAGGUUUGGAACAAAAAUUAAAAU
This is a messenger RNA of Sinocyclocheilus rhinocerous, 1309 nucleotides long. RefSeq names its product crystallin, zeta (quinone reductase) (gene cryz). Gene Ontology annotation, molecular function: zinc ion binding; mRNA 3'-UTR binding; quinone reductase (NADPH) activity. NCBI's taxonomy places the organism in Eukaryota, Metazoa, Chordata, Actinopteri, Cypriniformes, Cyprinidae. The record is from RefSeq and is a predicted model, not a curated record. Gene Ontology annotation, cellular component: cytosol.